Molecule: messenger RNA, 3924 nt
Organism: Sclerotinia trifoliorum
Lineage: Eukaryota; Fungi; Ascomycota; Leotiomycetes; Helotiales; Sclerotiniaceae
Source: the annotation of a GenBank genome assembly
GGUUACAUCUUAGAAGUCUUCUAGGUACGAGUCUCCACUCGAGACUUCCAAAUAUUCAUAAUUCAUCAAGGUUAACUCAACCAUCGUUUUGCUUACUCUGUAUAAAAAAGAAAUCAUUUGUUUUUAAGAAUUGCUCUGUCGAGGUUAUCUGGCUUUGACCUUCCAUCAGUCUUUUCUCCCUCUGCCUUUUCUUUGCCUACCAAGUGCCUUGAAUUACUCUCUCUCUGUACAAUUACACAGAACACAUUCAAUUCCUAGCCCAGCCUAACUCGGAAAUGAAGAGAUCUAAUGCGACGCCGGCUGGUAUAUAUCACAAAACUACCUUGGAUGCAACAAGACUGGCUUCCUCAACUGUCUCCCGCGCUGCUGUGAAGAGAACUUUCGACGAGUUGAAUGAUUCCCCAUCAUCCCCUAAUCACACCCAUCGCCGAACUAAACUUUCCAAGCAAACAGACUUUCUCCGCCCAACUCUCAAGAAUGAUAGUCCAGUGACUUUAAAGGCAAGUGAAAUUGAUAAUAUCACGGUUCCAAAUUAUUCCGAGUAUUCACAGAGAAGGCAUCUUGCUUUGACGCCAACCCCGACAAUAAACCCCUUGCUUGAUUUAGCACAUCCUGCAUAUCAACUACCGCAUCAAUUAAUCGACAACUUUGCUGCCUUGGGAAUUAAAUCCAUAUACCCAUGGCAAUCAGAAUGUCUUUUGCGCAGUGGUGCUCUUGCUGGAGAACGUAAUCUUGUCUACACUGCUCCGACAGGGGGUGGGAAGUCACUUGUUGCAGAUGUCCUCAUGCUCAAGAAGAUCAUACAAAACCCGGAGAAGAAAGCUCUGUUAGUAUUGCCGUACGUCGCACUUGUUCAAGAAAAACUCCGGUGGCUGCGAAAGAUUGUCCAGGGAAUCUCUAAAGAGACAUCUUCUCGGGACUCAAAGUGGCCAUCAAUGUGGCGAAGUCGAGGCAAUGAAAACACCAUUAGAGUGACUGGAUUUUAUGGUGGCAGCAAAUCAAACUCAACGUGGUCUGACAUGGAUAUUGCAGUAUGCACUAUAGAAAAGGUGCGUCAGCAUAUAUACAUCACGGGUUUGCAUUCAUUGACUAAGAAUGAUAGGCUAACUCGAUUGUCAAUGCGGCAAUUGAUGAUUGCUCCAUAGGCAAUCUUGGUGUCGUGGUCAUGGAUGAGAUUCAUUUCAUAAACGAUGAAAGCCGCGGAUAUAUACUGGAACUAAUGGCUACAAAGCUCCUUAGCUUGGAACAAGGUGUGCAGAUAGUUGGUAUGAGCGCAACACUCGAUGUAAGUCUAGCCUUUCUUUGGUGAAUGUCUCAUGGGGAUGUCUAUCUGACAAAGGAAAGAAUGCAGACUUGCUGGCUAAAUGGCUCAAUAAUGCGAAAUUCUAUAUUUCCAAUUACAGACCUGUUCCAGUAGAAGAACACCUUGUCUUUGAAAAUGCUGUAUAUCCGGCCUCAAGUGCGAACAGGUUCUACGAGACAGCCUCACAACUAAAUUCGCAGGUCGGAGGCAAUUCCACGAAACCACUUCCGGAGCCUCAUAGGCGAAUACACAUUUCCCAGCAUAGAGAGCUGAACAAUCCAUUACUAAACGCCGUCGUUGCUUUAGCCAAUGAAACUGCCAGAAGUGGCUAUGGUGUGCUAGUGUUUUGCAGUAGUAAGUAGUCCCUAGGUUCGUUGUUUUUGCCUAGAUAAUCCACUUGAGUAUAGGUGCCAUGUUUCACCCCGCCCCUCCGAUUGAACAUGCAGACUCAGGUCUUUUAUUUUAGUCCUUUGUUGUAGGCUGUAAAACAGCAAUACUAAGUUCGUUUAAUGGUAGGUCGGCUGGGUUGUGAAAGAGAUGCACUUCUAAUAAGCCAGGUGCUACCUCCCAUCGAUACUGUUGACCCAAUUAUCAUGAAUAGACGACACGAUCUUUUGAGUGAUCUACGAAAUACGAGUAGUGGUCUAGACGAAGUGCUGGAGGGAACAGUUCUCAUGGGCGUAGCGUUCCAUCGUAUGUGCCUUUUUUUCUCUCUGAGUGCUAGGUUUUCUGACGCCCGUAGAUGCUGGUCUCACUACGGAAGAGCGCGACUUGGUUGCAGCUGCCUACGACGAAGGAGUAUUAAAAGUAAUGGUAGCGACUUGCAGUCUGGCAGCCGGUAUCAAUCUUCCUGCCAGUGGGUCAUCCACUUAUGAAAGCUCCUGUGCCAAAAGGCUCUGACAAUGUCCAAAACACUAAAUGUUAUUGAUCUAUACGAGAGCAGAGGCUGACGAUCCAUUAGGACGGGUAAUAUUACAUGGUGCUAGGAUGGGAUCUGAUUUGGUUGGUCCUUCAAUGCUGUAAUUAUCUUACCCCGGCACAAGUAACUGCAAAUGCUGAUUAUUGCAGCCGUCAGAUGAGAGGUAGAGCUGGGCGCAAAGGAAAAGAUGAAAUUGGCGAAACAUAUCUUUGUUGCCAAAAAUCCGACCUCGAAUCCGUUACCGAGCUCAUGGAAGCCGAGAUCCCGUCAGUAGAAAGUUGUUUAGUGCCAGGAAAGCGCGGUAUGAAAAGGUAUAACAGUCCAAAUAGACACUAUUAAUCAGCUGGUCCUGAUACGUGCGAAGGGCAUUACUCGAAGUGAUAGCUACGAAACUAGCAAUAAGCAGUGAUUCAAUCGACGAUUACGUCAAGAAAACCCUCCUCUAUCAAACGAUUGAUCAGGAAGGGCUAGGAUCGAUGGUUGAAAUGACUAUGAAAGAUCUGCUGGAAAAUAAACUAAUCGAACAGAGGCAAUCAUUUUCAUACGAAGCUACACGUCUCGGACAGGCUGUUGUGGCUUCUUCUCUUGCCCCCGAAGAUGGCUUAUUCGUUUACAAAGAAUUACAGAAAUCUCUCGAGGCAUUUGUACUAGACGGCGAAAUGCAUGCGCUUUACACUUUCACGCCUGUUCAAGUGAUGCAGGGCAACAUUAAUUGGCAAAUAUUCCGUAAGGAAGUUGAUAUGCUUGAUGAAAGCAACUUGAGAGUUCUUGGUUUCGUUGGUCUCAAGCCAUUAUUGAUCAACAAAAUGUAAGUUUAUUUGUUACUCCCACAUCGAGUCAUUAGUUGACGCUUGACUCCCUCCUAGGGCACAUGGAGGGUCGAUGAAAGAGUCAACGCCUGAAGAAAUCCAAAUCGCUCGGGUGUACAAGAGGUUCUACACAGCUUUGCAGCUUCGAGACCUGUGCAACGAGAUGCCGGUUCAUGUAGUUGCUCGUAAAUAUGACUUACCACGAGGAACCAUACAAAACCUAGCCCAAACAUGCCAUGGCUUUGCUGCAGGAAUGAUUAAGUUCUGUGAGAAAAUGGAUUGGGGAGCACUAGCUGCGGUGCUUGAUCACUUCUCUGACCGACUCAAAGCUGGUAUGUCCUCCAGCUCAUUACUAAAACAAAGGGGUUUUAUGGAUUCAUAUUUCCUGGUUGGUGGAUAUCGGCAACUACAUCUAACAAUUCAUAGGGGCCAAAUCUGAUUUGCUCGCCUUAGCGGAAAUAACAUUCAUCAAAAGUCGAACAGCAAGAAUCUUCUGGGACAAUAGUUAUAAAACAGUUGGUGCGAUCGCGGGAGCAGACUCAAAGGAAUUAAUACCCAUACUACUCCUUGCGCAACCCAGGAAGUUACGCCUAGCAUCUGAUGACGAGGAAAAGUACCACGCUAAGCUUCAUGCAAAAGCCGCAAAAAUCGUCGAGUCGGCAAACCGCAUAUGGGAACGACAGAUGCAGCAGGAUAUUUGGGAAGAAGAAUAAGCGGUCGAACUAUGAAUGUUUGUCAAUUGCAACAUGAAGCUUGUCAUACGGCUCGAGGAUACUCAGACUACACAUAGGUGAGUACAUAGAUUCGUAGAUACAUCCAUGAAUUGAAAAUACCAAAAUUGCCUCAAGACCACCCGGGUCCUGGUCCCGCUAGGGGUGACAAUAGUUCCGACU